Messenger RNA from Symbiodinium necroappetens, 342 nucleotides. The record is from the annotation of a GenBank genome assembly. NCBI's taxonomy places the organism in Eukaryota, Dinophyceae, Suessiales, Symbiodiniaceae.
AUGCCGUCGUCGUUGCAGCUGCCUGCGGACUGCAUCGGCAAGGAUGGCCUCCCCCCGGAGCAUGGGGUCGCCGCGCAGAUCCAAGAGGCCAAGCGCAUGGACGCCAUAGUCUCGGUGCCGAGGCCCAAGGUGAUCGUGGACACGGACCCCGGCCGCGAUGACAUCUUUGCGCUGCUCUGGGCCUGUAGCCUGGCCAAGAAGGGUGCCAUCGAGAUCGCGGUCGUGACGACCGCCCAGGGCAACGUGCGCGCCCACCUGACCUGCGUGGGCGCGGAGGACAGCGUUGGGCAGUCGCAGGGGCCAGAGCUUCAGUUCAUGCGCUCCGGCUUUGCCGUCAGCGCC